AUGUUCGGCGGUGGUUCCCCAGCGUCCAGCUCAUCAUCGCCGUCCAGCGCGUCAGGCGGUGGGUCAGGUGAUGCCUACCACGCCUCAAGUGGUCGUCCAUCAGCCUCCAUCAACGGGCCCCCGACUUCAUUCCCUGCCCGCCCAUCCUCAUCAGGCCCGUCAUCAAGCAUCAACGGCUCUCCCACCUCAUUCUCCGCACGCCCCUCUCCAUCUGGAGGUGACUCGUUUGACUGGAAUGGCUUCCUUUCAGGUGGUGCUCACCCGUCAUCCCAAUCCGGAUCUUACUCCGGGGACGACUCCCAGCCGGGUCAGCCGUACGGCCAGUCCGAUGACAGCGAUUCAUACGCUGCUCCAGCCCGUCAUCACGGUCAUCAAUCCGCUGACCACAGCCACUCGUGGGCUGGACAAUCUGGCCGAGGCGCCAAUGGUCAAUCUUCCCAAGGAGGACUCGCCAGUGGCUUCCCCGGAGCUGGUCAAUCCGGCGGGGGUGGAUACGGCCAAGGUGCUGGCCAGCUAUCUGGCGGGGGUGGUCUCGGUCAAGGCGUCGGAGGAUUUGGUGGCGGAUUCGGUGGUGGUAUUGGACCCGGCCCUUUAGGCGGUCUGGCUUCAGGCAUUUUGGGUGUAGGCGCCGGCAUCGUUGGCACAGCUGCCGGCAUCCUGGGAGGAGGUCUUGGUGCAGGUGGCCCGCCCCCAGGCCCCGGUUAUUGA
Messenger RNA from Puccinia triticina, 708 nucleotides. RefSeq lists its product as uncharacterized. NCBI's taxonomy places the organism in Eukaryota, Fungi, Basidiomycota, Pucciniomycetes, Pucciniales, Pucciniaceae. The transcript has a single exon. The coding region runs from base 1 to 708 and encodes 235 amino acids. The record is from RefSeq and is a predicted model, not a curated record.